Messenger RNA from Trichoderma gamsii, 900 nucleotides. RefSeq lists its product as hypothetical. NCBI's taxonomy places the organism in Eukaryota, Fungi, Ascomycota, Sordariomycetes, Hypocreales, Hypocreaceae. The transcript is spliced from 3 exons. Bases 1 to 900 code for a protein of 299 amino acids. The record is from RefSeq and is a predicted model, not a curated record.
AUGGAUGAUUCUCAUAACCUCUCGGGAAAUAUCAUUGGAGACAAUGCAGCAAUUUUUCAGGGUAACUUCAAUUACAACGCUGAUUACUCAAGCCUAGAGACUUCUUUUCUCGAAAAGAUCAGCCGAACAGAUCCCUUCUAUGAUAAAAAACGAAUCCUAGAUCUCAAAGGCCCCUUGCUUUACGAAUCCUUUAGCUGGAUUCUAAAGCAUGACGACUUUAGCAAGUGGACCAAUAGUAAAGAGAGCGGUGUUUUCUGGAUAAAGGGAGAUCCUGGGAAAGGAAAGACAAUGCUUCUUUGUGGCAUCAUCGACAAUUUGGAGAACAUUUCCGGAAUCCACUUCAGUUAUUUUUUCUGCCAGGCCACAGACUCCAGGAUCAAUACUGCCAAGGCAGUUGUUGGAGGCUUAUUACGGUUUUUCAUCGAGCGACGCAGACAGCUUCUUGGACAGGUCUGCGAAACGUUUAAAGACAAAAUGGACCAACUUAGCGGACCCAACGCAUGGGAGGUUCUGUGCGACAUAUUUGAGAUGGUAACUCAGGAACCAUCUCUUCCAGAUCCUAUUUGUAUUAUUGAUGCACUUGAUGAGUGUGAACACGACUGCAUGUCACUUCUAAAACUAAUCGUCAAGACGAGCCCUCGCGUCAAGUGGCUAAUUUCGAGCCGAAAUACCAAAGAUAUAGAGCGGAGAUUGCAGUCAAUUGACCCUUCUCGAAGACUAAGCCUUGAGCUAGGGGGAAACGCUGCUUAUGUCUCCCACUCGGUUGACGCAUAUAUCAACAGAUCGAUACACACUAUUGAGGCACUGGAACAUAACGAGGAUCUUCGAGCUUACACAGCCAAUAUUCUGAAAAGCAAGGCAAAUGGCACAUAUCUCUGGGUUUCCCUUGUGAAGGUCUAG